Messenger RNA from Cyprinodon variegatus (sheepshead minnow), 1782 nucleotides. It is a transcript of the gene ubald1a, whose product is annotated as UBA-like domain containing 1. The record is from RefSeq and is a predicted model, not a curated record. The transcript has 3 exons. Bases 187 to 675 code for a protein of 162 amino acids. Lineage: Eukaryota; Metazoa; Chordata; Actinopteri; Cyprinodontiformes; Cyprinodontidae. Gene Ontology annotation, molecular function: protein binding.
CUCCUACAGUAAAUAUUUGUGUUUGCUCAACCGGCUGUAAUGGUGGAUGAGUGAGGUAGAGUGAGACGGAACACAACAAAAGAGAGAAGAUAGAGGAGAAAUAAGCCCAGAACGACGGAAAGUCUGCCUCAGAAGCCAGCUGCGGCGAGUUUUUUAAGCAGGAAACGGACGCGCAUCGGUGGAAAAAUGGAUGAACUCAAACACCAAGUCAUGAUUAACCAGUUCGUCCUGACGGCGGGUUGUGCGGCAGACCAAGCGAAACAGCUCCUGCAAGCGGCACAUUGGCAGUUUGAGACUGCCCUCAGUGCCUUUUUUCAAGAAACAAAUAUUCCAUAUGGCCAUCAUCAUCAAAUGAUGUGCACCCCAGCCAACACACCAGCGACGCCCCCCAACUUCCCCGACGCGUUGACCAUGUUCUCCCGGCUGAAAGCCUCCGAAAGCUUCAACAGCAGCGCCGGCAGCCCAAUGAACGCCUCCAUGGCCACCUCGCCUCCUCCCUCACAGGCGGGCGGCUGGGGAUUCUCACCAAAUGUACCUAACGUGCCGCAACCUCAGCAGGGACUCUGGACUCAGGGGCAGCCCCCCACGCAGCCCUGCCCCCCCUGGCCCAUGGGUGUCAACCCACAUGCGGGCGCCGAGCAGAAGGCUAGUGUAGCGAUGGAGGCGGAGAGAUGAAGGGCCGCACUGGACUGAAACAAAAGCCCCCACCCCUCUUACCUUCUUUAUUGUAGGGGGGGUGAGAAAGGGGUUUUGGGGUGGGAGGCAAUAAAGGAUAGAAAUGGGUUCAGAUGGGAAGAAGUGUGGAAAAAAAACAUCUACGCAAACCAAGAAAAAAACUGAUUUUGGACAAUAAAGAAGACAAAAACCAAUGCAAACGUCAACACAGAAAUAAAGGAAAAAGAUGCGCACACGCAUAGUAAUAAGAGAGCAAACCUUUGUUAGUUUUCCUAAAAGCGAAUCGAAAUAUUGAAGUAAAAAAAAACAAAAAACAAAUAAAAAAAUCAGUAACGUCAUGCCCAAGGAUUCUAUACGAUGUUCAAGGACAUUCAAGGACUUUCAAGGCAGCAAACUUGAGGUUUUUUUUUCUGUUUUUCAGCCAGUGAAUUUUUUUCUUUCUAUUUUUUCUACCCACUGGUGUUCUGUGUUUCUGCGACCGUCUGUGUGCUGCAUGAGGAGAAGAAGAGCGACGCUGUUAGUUUUUUUUUUUUCAAUAAGAUUGAUUCAGAUUUCAUCACCGACUUUUUGAGCAGGACACGUGGGAGCGGUUUGUAAUCAGAUGGAACUCACGGAUAAAUGCGCUAUAUUUUAAUGUAAACACACUCUUCCUAAUUUUGGGUUUAGAGGAAAAAAAAAACGCCUCCACAACCGUCAAGCCCAUCGUCACAUGGUGGGGCCUCUUCUUACCUCGCCUGGUGGUCACCUGACUUCUUUCAGCCAAUCAGGGAUUCUUCUUAAACCAGCUGUUGCCGACGCCGGAUCUGUUUUCGUGAUUUUAAUUUUUUUCUUAAAGGCGACAGCUGCUUCUGGUUUCUUCUAACUGAUCCUCACUGCAGCAGCUUCUCCUGACACCGUUUCAAACCUGGACUACAGGAGGAGCUUUCUGGAGAUUACUGCUAGAAAUCAUUGUUUCAUAUAAUAUUGUUUGUUUUUUGUUUGUCGAAAAGGUUGAGGAAGUAGGCUUUGAAAGCGGGCGGAGAUUUGGGUUGAUCUUUGUUUUGUAAAAGUGAAUCAGUCGCAGCUAAAAUGACUAGAGAUAAAAAAAUGAGACUACUCCAUUUUUUU